Musca domestica (house fly) is the source of this 884-nucleotide messenger RNA. RefSeq names its product seminal metalloprotease 1. Gene Ontology annotation, molecular function: zinc ion binding; metalloendopeptidase activity. Bases 46 to 858 code for a protein of 270 amino acids. The transcript is spliced from 2 exons. Gene Ontology annotation, biological process: proteolysis. Lineage: Eukaryota; Metazoa; Arthropoda; Insecta; Diptera; Muscidae. The record is from RefSeq and is a predicted model, not a curated record.
UUGAAGAACGUUUUCAGCUGUAACUCGGUUAAAUUAUUUUUGAAAAUGUUCAAAUUAAUUAGUGUUAUCCUCAUUGUAAAGGGUGUAUUUUCUCUGGUGGGUUGUGCCAAAUUACCUCUGAACGAAACUAAAUUCUUUCCCAAUUAUGAUAAUGUCGACUAUGGCCCAGAAAUGGCAGGUGGUUAUUUGGAAGGAGAUAUUCUUCCGGAUACCACACGAAAUGGUCUACCCGAAUUGAAGUGGCCAGGAAAUACCGUGAAAUAUGUGUUUUGUGGUGAUUUCACUGCUGAACAGAAGAAAUCCGUCAGACAAUGCCACCGCAUGCUUUCCAAUCGCACCUGUUUACGUUUUGUCGAAACAACAAAAUCCGAUUUCGGUUAUGUAUGCAUUACAAACGAACCGAAUGGUUGCUGGUCCGCACUUGGCUAUCGGGGCACAAAGUCGCAGAACAUGAAUCUUGGACCAGGCUGUCUGAGAAAUGUCUAUAUAAUUUGUCAUGAAUUCAUACACGCCUUGGGCUUUAGUCACGAACAUAACUCGUAUAAUCGCGACGAUUAUGUCAGGAUUCGGUUCGGCAAUAUAAUAGAUGGUAUGAAAUAUGGUUUUACCAAACGCGUUAAUUCGAAGGAUUGUAGGGUACACUUCAAUAAGGCUAGCAUUAUGGCCUAUGGACCACAUGCAUUCUCAAAAAAUGGAUUCGAGACAAUAACACCUCGCGAUGGCGUCUACACAGGAAUGGGUCAACGUAGAAGGAUACCAGAAAGUGACUUUAGGAAAAUUAAUCGAAUGUAUUGCUACAAUAAUUGUACGUCCACCCUGAAUACUAAGGCACCAAAGAUUAUAAAAUUAUCAUCAUAGAAAUAAAUGAAAUGGAAUGGAUAAAG